Molecule: messenger RNA, 1810 nt
Organism: Siniperca chuatsi (mandarin fish)
Lineage: Eukaryota; Metazoa; Chordata; Actinopteri; Centrarchiformes; Sinipercidae
Gene: dnajb6a
Product: DnaJ heat shock protein family (Hsp40) member B6a
Exons: 8
Coding region: 218-1018 (266 amino acids)
Biological process (GO): positive regulation of proteasomal ubiquitin-dependent protein catabolic process; protein refolding
Cellular component (GO): endoplasmic reticulum membrane; cytosol
Molecular function (GO): Hsp70 protein binding; ATPase activator activity
Source: RefSeq, a predicted model, not a curated record
ACCGCCAACAGACAAGAAAAGGGGGAUGAAGAAGUCAGAAACAGGACGCUGCGUCUAAUCUGAGAACCUGCAGCCUGCUGAACAUCAAUAAACCUAUUUAGCUUCUGCCUAAAUAACAGACUCUCCGUCUCUCCUACAUAUCUGCUGAGAUCACGGACAGCUGGACUUGAAUUGGGUCCAUCAAGUUCGCUGAAGUUUCUCCCUUCAUCCACUCAUCAUGGUGGACUACUACCAGCUUUUAGGAGUACAGAGAGACGCGUCUGCAGAUGACAUAAAGAAAGCGUACCGAAAGCUUGCCCUGAGGUGGCACCCUGAUAAAAACCCAGAGAACAAGGACGAGGCUGAGAAGAAGUUCAAGGAGCUCUCAGAGGCUUAUGAAGUUCUGUCAGAUGCCAACAAGAGGAGCAUAUAUGAUCGCUAUGGUAAAGAGGGACUGACCGGGAGCAACGGAGGAAGAGGGGGCCAUUUCCACAAUGGAGAGCAUUUCCACGAAGCGUUCACAUUCCGCAACCCAGAAGACGUCUUCAGGGAAUUCUUCGGUGGCAGAGACCCAUUUGCAGACUUUUUUGGUGCAGAUCCAUUUAGUGAUGAUCCAUUUUUUGGCAGUGGCCGGCGGCACCAAAGUCGGGCGAGUCGCAACCGGACAGGUGGCUCAUUUUACGGGGGCUUUGUUGGUUUUCCUCCCUUUGGUGCUGGCUUCUCACCUUUUGACCCAGGCUUCGGUUCUUUUGGCUCCAUGAGCACCAUGGGUCACAUGGGUCACAUGACAACCAUGGGCAGUCUGGGUGGUGGUGGCUUCACCUCGUUCUCUUCCAGCUCCUUUGGGGGAGGAGGGGGAGGAGGGAUGGGGAACUUCCGCUCUGUGUCCACUUCCACCAAGAUCAUCAACGGCAGGAAGGUCACUACUAAAAGAAUUGUGGAGAACGGUCAGGAGCGGGUGGAGGUGGAGGAGGAUGGGCAGCUCCGGUCAUUAACCAUUAAUGGUAAGGAGCAGCUGCUGCGACUGGAACACAAGUAAAGAUGGAAGCGUCCUCUGCUGGAGAAGUGUUACCUCAGCACAAACACACCAACAAACUUGAGCUCGGAACAGAAAGAAAAAAGCAACAAAACAAUGUAAUAAUAGUGCUCUACUGUUGUUUGGAUGUACAUACUUAGGUUGUGUUUAUUUCCCCUCAUGUCCUCUCCCUGCUGACUCUCAUUUGUUAACCUCCGAUUCAAAUCAGAGGAUUUGGAUGCAGACUUUUCUAUGCAUUUUGUUAUGUAUUUCUGAAUUGGAGCUGUCCUUAUAUUUUGGCUCAGGGUGGUGUUAUUGUUUCAGUGUUUGGGACCACAGUAUUGUUCUGAUGUAUAUGACCUGACCCCCCCAUUCCAGUACUUUCUGUAUUCACUCCACUGUGUGUCUGUCUGUGUGCGCACACUGUGUUCAGAAAACAAAGCAUGACUUUGCUUUUUCAUCUGAAUAGUAAAAAAAAAAAAAAAAAAAAAAAAAAAUUUGAUUGUGAAAAGUGGGUAAGAAUAACUGGAAUAACUGGAGCAUCUUCCCCUCUCUGCCCCCCGUUAAAAUUCUUUUUAUUAAAAAAAUACAAUGCUGGUAGGAUGAGUUAUGCAAUUUUAUAUGUUCUAAUACCAAUGUGUUUUUGUUUAUUUAAUAAUGCAUGUACACCUGUUGAUGUUGAGUCUUAAUGUUAAAGCUGCAUUAUGAUGCACAAAUAAUGGAAGGCAUUCUAUAAAUGCUAUGUGGAUAUAGAAGGAAUUUUGUGUACUUUGUAAACCAAUAAAUCUGAGUUUCGUCCUGUUUUCAGGAUGCUGA